This is a messenger RNA of Budorcas taxicolor (takin), 934 nucleotides long. It is a transcript of the gene MAD2L1, whose product is annotated as mitotic arrest deficient 2 like 1. Lineage: Eukaryota; Metazoa; Chordata; Mammalia; Artiodactyla; Bovidae. Bases 22 to 666 code for a protein of 214 amino acids. The record is from RefSeq and is a predicted model, not a curated record. The transcript has 5 exons. Gene Ontology annotation, cellular component: nucleoplasm; kinetochore; cytoplasm. Gene Ontology annotation, biological process: mitotic spindle assembly checkpoint signaling.
CCCACACCCCCCGCCCCCGCAAUGGCGGAGGGGCCGCGGCUGGACCGUGACGGGCUAGACUUCGGGAAGCGCCGUUCUGAGCUCGGCCAGGUGUAUUUGCUGACAGAACCUGGCAGGACCGCAUUUGGUAUCAACAGUAUUUUAUAUCAACGUGGCAUAUAUCCAUCGGAAACCUUUACUCGAGUGCAGAAAUAUGGACUCACCUUGCUUGUAACUACUGAUCCUGAGCUCAUAAAAUACCUAAAUAAUGUGGUGGAUCAACUAAAAGAAUGGUUAUACAAGUGUUCAGUUCAGAAACUGGUGGUCGUCAUCUCGAAUAUUGAAAGUGGAGAGGUCCUUGAAAGAUGGCAGUUUGAUAUUGAGUGUGACAAGACUGCAAAAGAUGACAGUGCACCCAGAGAAAAGUCUCAGAAAGCUAUCCAAGAUGAAAUCCGUUCAGUGAUCAGACAGAUCACAGCUACAGUAACAUUUCUGCCACUGUUGGAAGUUUCCUGUUCAUUUGAUCUCCUCAUUUAUACAGACAAAGAUCUGGUUGUACCUGAAAAAUGGGAAGAGUCGGGACCACAGUUCAUUACCAAUUCUGAGGAAGUUCGUCUUCGUUCAUUUACUACUACAAUUCACAAAGUAAAUAGCAUGGUAGCCUACAAAAUUCCUGUCAAUGACUGAGGAUGAGAUAUGGACAGUAACGUGCUUGUAACUCUCAAAUGUGGUUUUCCUGUCAGAUCAACUAUGGUUGAUAUGUUUUAUUUCAUUGGUUAAUUUUUAGAUGAGGAAAACUUAACAUGAUACUUUACUGAAUCUGUGCAAAAUUGUUCCAUUUUUGGUACCUAUCUGACUUUCCAUAGGGUUGCCAUAAGCUACUGCACAGAUUGCCUCAGUACUGCAGUGUUACUUUCUUUGAAGGUAGUAACCACAGGUGGAAAACCUUCUGCUA